Messenger RNA from Emiliania huxleyi CCMP1516, 2326 nucleotides. RefSeq lists its product as hypothetical. The coding region runs from base 1 to 1983 and encodes 660 amino acids. Gene Ontology annotation, cellular component: cytoplasm. The record is from RefSeq and is a predicted model, not a curated record. Gene Ontology annotation, molecular function: protein tyrosine kinase activity; protein serine/threonine kinase activity; ATP binding. The transcript has 9 exons. Lineage: Eukaryota; Haptophyta; Isochrysidales; Noelaerhabdaceae. Gene Ontology annotation, biological process: peptidyl-serine phosphorylation; peptidyl-threonine phosphorylation.
AUGCCCUCGGCCCCGCCCACCGGUGCGCGCGCGCCGAUCGGGCAGGGGUCGCCCAGCGCCUUUGGCGUCUUCGUCGCGCGGCCGGGAGCCGACCCGAUCCCGCCGCCGGGUGCGGCCGGCUCCUCCUCAAUGCUGCAGCGGCUGACGGUGCGGCUGGCGGAGACGCUCUCGCUCGUCGACCCCCGCCGCACGGCCGGCGCGCCGGCGAACCGCCGCCUCCUCACCAAGCCUUCCACGCGCUGCUCAAAGAGGCGCCGUCGCCGCCCGCCCGCCCGCGUGCCCUGUGGAUGGCGGCGUCGCCGUCCGCGCGCGCACGCGGUUGCGCCGCGGCCGCACGACAACGAGCUGGGCGACUUGGUGGUGUCGGUGUCGGACGUGAUCGAGAACGGAGAGACGGGAGAGGGCUUCGAGGUCCUCUCCGCCCUCGGCAAGGGCACCUUUGGCCAGGAGGUCGGCAUCCUCCAGUCCCUCUGCCUCCCCGACUCCGCCAGUGGCCCGCCCACCCCACGCGAGACGGAGGGGGGAGCCAAAGCCCCGCUCGCCGGCGCGCCGGACGACGCAGCGGGCAGGCAAGCGAAGGGCACCGACCCGCGCUCGCUGAUGGUGCAGCUGCACGAGCACUUUUCACACCGCGAGCACGUCUGCCUCGUCUUCGAAGCACUCGGCGUCAACCUGCUGCAGCUGCUGCAGCAGAACGGCUGCCGCGGCCUCUCUCUCUCGCUCGUGCGCUUCUUCUCGAAGCAGCUGCUGCAGGCGCUGAUUCUGCUGCGACAGCUCGGCGUGAUCCACUGCGACCUCAAGCCGGAGAACAUCCUGCUGCGGAACCUGCAGUCGCCCGCCAUCAAGAUCAUCGACUUCGGCUCCGCCUGCUACGAGCAGCAGCAGCCCACCUCCUCCUACAUCCAGUCGCGCUUCUACCGCUCGCCCGAGGCGGAGCGGAGGAGGGCAAUGCUCUCUUUCAUCUCGGGCUUGCUCCAGUACGACCCCGCGCAGCGCUGGACGCCAAGGCAGGCCAUCCAGCACCCCUUCAUCACGGGCUCAAAGUACACCGGCCGCUUCGCCGUCGCCCCCGCCGCCCCCGCCGCGCCCGCCGCGCCCGCCGCGCCCGCCGCGCCGCCGCCUCCCGCCGCCGCUGCGCGAGCUUUGGGCGGGGCGGAGGGGGAGGCGUCGCGCGUGCCGGUCGACCCGCAGCCCCUUCGCCACGCCCAGCGUCAAACUGUGCCCGUCGCAAUCGGCGCCGCCGCCGCCCCAAUGCCGCCGGCGAUGGCGGCGGCGGCGGGUGGAGCAAAGCCGCAGCCGCCGCCGCCGCCGCCGCCUCCGCAGCCGCAGCCGCAGCCGCAGCCGCAGCCGCAGCCGCAGUCGCAGUCGCAGUCUCCGAAGCGCACGUCGCUGCCUCGGGACGGGCGGACCAUGCUGCCCGUCGCGGUCGCAUCGUCGCCCGCCGUCUCGCCGUACUCGCCCGGCGGGCUCCGCUCGUCGCCGCCGCUCUCGACGUCUCCGCCCGUCUACUUUCCGUCGCCGCCGAUGUCCCUCUCUCCGCUCGCGUCGCACACGCUGCACGCGGCGCUCUCCAACUCGCCGACCUCCUGGCUCGCCGCGCCGGGCCAGCCCCCGAUGCAGAUCGGCCACGGGCGCGGGCGAGCUAGAUGCAGCGCAGACGCCCCUGCAUCCGCACCCGCCGUCUGCUUCCUCGAUGCUCGGCUCGGACAGCUGCGCGCGACGGCCGGGCCCGCCCCGACCCUGUCGCCCGGCGGCUCGGCCAACGGACAGUCCUUCCACGGCGGAGGCAUGUACGCUGGGGUGCCGCCCGGAGCGACUGGGGCGCCGAUCUACGCGCACCACGCAGCCGGCACGCACACCCCGCCGCCGCCGCUCGGUGAGGAGGCCGCACGCCAACAAGGCUGCCGCGCGGGCCGCAGAGCGCGGGGGCGGAGGUGGCGCCGGCGGGGGGAGGGACGGGCAGAACGUGGGCGAGGAGCUUGACUUUGCGGACGUCUUCAGCGGAUGAUGAGCGCGGCGCGCCUUUGCCCUCGGUCACGCUUCUGGGCUCUCGCGGCGGCUUGCAGCUGGCGGGGCGUGGCGAGGGGGGCGGGGGAGGGGCCGGGCGGCGGGAGCGGGCACGGCUCCUGUGGCACCCCCGGUGGGCUUGUGGAGGCGCCGGCGCCGGGGCAUGCGCAGGUGGAGAGGGAGGCACGAUACAGGUUGCACGGCGGGAAGGACACCCGCCCACGCCUCUUUACGGAGCCUCUCGUUGCGCUGGGACACGCGCGAGGCCGGCGGGGAGGUCUGCGGGAUCUAACUAAUGGAUAACAAACGUUGUGUGCUC